Messenger RNA from Ctenopharyngodon idella (grass carp), 1084 nucleotides. RefSeq names its product carboxymethylenebutenolidase homolog (Pseudomonas) (gene cmbl). The transcript is spliced from 6 exons. The record is from RefSeq and is a predicted model, not a curated record. Gene Ontology annotation, molecular function: hydrolase activity. NCBI's taxonomy places the organism in Eukaryota, Metazoa, Chordata, Actinopteri, Cypriniformes, Xenocyprididae. The coding region runs from base 166 to 900 and encodes 244 amino acids.
AUGAACAAAUAGACGCGAGCUCACAUUUAUAGUGGGCGUUGCUAGAGUACCAUUUGCUAAAAGGGACAAACGCUGAAUUCUGCAGUCUGUGUUCAUUGAUAUAAGGAAUCAGAUCUCAACCUUUAAUUUCCUCACAGCGACAUAAAUUCGAGGUUCAGCGGUGCGAUGGCAAAUGAAGCAAAGCCCUGUCCAUGUGAUAUUGGGGAUAAGAUUGAAUAUGGGGGUCUUGGAGAGGAAGUUCAAAUCGAGCACAUUAAAGCUUAUGUGGUGAAGCCUCAAGCAUCAGAGAAGGCCAUUAUUGUAAUUCAAGAUAUUUUUGGAUGGCAGCUUCCAAACACCAGAUACAUGGCUGACAUGCUCUCAGCAAAUGGAUACAUUGCAAUAUGUCCAGAUUUCUUUGUCGGAAAAGAGCCGUGGAGCUCAUCUCACGACUGGUCAACAUUUCAGCAGUGGCUUGAGGACAAAAAGCCUACAGACAUAAAAAAGGAAGUGGAUGUUGUAUUGACGUACCUUAAGGAGAAGUGUGGUGCAAAGCAUAUAGGUGUUGUGGGUUUCUGUUGGGGUGGUGUUGCCACACACUACAUUGCUCUUCAGUAUCAAGAAAUUAAAGCUGGUGUCUCGGUCUAUGGUAUCGUUAGAGAGCGGGAAGACAGGUUUGAUCUCAAGAGUCCAACCCUCUUCAUAUUUGCAGAAAAAGAUUCAGUCAUUCCACUUGAUCAGGUGACCAUAUUAGAGACAAGACUGAAGGAAAAGUGCACUGCUGACUUCCAAGUGAAAAUCUUCCCUAAUCAGACACAUGGGUUUGUCCAUCGCAAGAGGGAAGACAUUAACCCAGACGAUAAACCCUACAUACAGGAAGCCAGGAAAGAUAUGAUCAACUGGUUAAAUAAGUACAUGUAAACUUCAACAGGUUAAAUGACUGAGGAGAAGGUUAAACACUCUGUAAUGAAAGUCUAAUGAUGAGAAGCAGUCAAUCUGAUGACAUUAAUUUGAAAUCCAUUUGAAAGCUCUUGUAGUUCUGCAUGUGUAUUUUUGAAUGAUGGCACUUUUUUUUUUACUCAAGAUUAAAAAAAAAAAAUAAUAA